AUGGCGUUCACCCCCAUGGCGUUCUCGUCCACGGACACGACGCUGCCGGCAACUAUCGGCGAUGUCAAGACGGUGUCGGAUGACAUGGAUAUCUUCUGGCUGAUGUUUGGCGCCAUCCUCGUUUUCUUCAUGCAGACCGGUUUCGCCAUGCUCGAGGUCGGUUCCGUGUCCAUCAAGAACACCAAAAACAUCCUGAUCAAGAACAUUGGCGAUGCCUCCCUAGGCGCCAUCUGCUGGUGGCUGCUCGGCUACGGUGUUGCCUUCGGAGAUACCUCCGGAAAAUUCAUCGGCACCAACAACUUCGACCUCAAGGGCGCCCUCUUCGAGGCGGACGACGGCACCCUCACCAACGGCUACAGUUACGCCUCGUGGCUGUUCCAGUGGGCCUUCGCCGCCACCGCCGCCACCAUCGUGUCGGGGGCUGUGGCCGAGCGCGUGUCCUUCAACGCGUACAUCAUCUACUCCGUCAUCCUGACGUCGUUCAUCUACCCCGUCGUCGUGCACUGGGGCUGGGCCGGCGGUUGGGCAUCCGCCUGGCGUGAAACCGACCUCCUGUUCGGCUGCGGUGUCAUCGACUUCGCCGGUUCUGGCGUCGUCCACAUGACCGGCGGCCUCGCCGCACUCUGCGCGGCCAUCGUCGUGGGACCCCGCACCGGCCGCUUCAACGAGGACGGCACCGCCAACACCCUCCCCCAGCAGUCCGCGGUGCUCCAGUCGCUCGGCACGCUCAUCCUCUGGUUCGGAUGGUACGGGUUCAACGGCGUGUCCACCCUUUACAUCGUCGGCUUCGCCGGGGUUGCCGCGAAGACCAUGGUGACCACCACAAUCUCGGCUGCCUUCGGCGCCGUCACCACCGUCCUCCUCGGCAAGUUCAACCUCGGGCACUGGGACGGAGGGGCCGCCAACAACGGCCUCCUCGCAGGUCUCGUGGGCGUCACCGCGGGCUGCUCCACCUGCGAGCCCGAGGGCGCGAUGGUGAUCGGCAUCAUUUCCGGCUUCGUGUACACGUACUCCUCCAAGAUGCUUGUGAUGCUCAAGAUCGACGACGUCGUGGACGCCAUCCCCGUCCACUGCUUCUGCGGAGCGUGGGGUGUAUUCGCCGCGUCGCUCUUCGCGACAAAGGACAACUACGGCAUGGCGUACUACGACCGCGCGGACAAGUGCGCCGGUGCCUUCUACGGCGGUGCCGGAAAUGCUGUCGGUGCCAACUUUGUGUUCAUCUUGGCGGUCACCGCAUGGGUCGUGGCUACCUGCACGGCCCUGUUCAUGGGAAUCAAGAUGACCGUCGGCAUGCGUGUGGACAAGGAGAUGGAGCAAAUCGGCAUGGACGACUCCAAGCACGGUGGCCAGACCUACCCAGAAAUGAUGAAGGGGACCACCGCCGCGUAA
Molecule: messenger RNA, 1389 nt
Organism: Ectocarpus siliculosus
Lineage: Eukaryota; Phaeophyceae; Ectocarpales; Ectocarpaceae
Source: the annotation of a GenBank genome assembly